AUGGCAGCCAUGGUCCCCGCAGUGCGCUGGCAGGAUGUGGGCGGCCUGCAGCAGGUGAAGAAGGAGAUCCUGGACACCAUCCAGCUCCCUUUGGAGCGCCCGGAGCUGCUCUCCCUGGGGCUGCGGCGUUCCGGCCUGCUGCUCUAUGGACCGCCGGGAACCGGGAAGACCCUCCUUGCCAAGGCUGUGGCCACAGAGUGCGCCAUGACCUUCCUCAGUGUUAAAGGUCCAGAACUCAUCAACAUGUAUGUUGGCCAAAGUGAGCAGAAUGUCAGAGAAGUGUAA
Molecule: messenger RNA, 285 nt
Organism: Conger conger (European conger)
Lineage: Eukaryota; Metazoa; Chordata; Actinopteri; Anguilliformes; Congridae
Product: peroxisomal ATPase PEX6-like
Exons: 4
Coding region: 1-285 (94 amino acids)
Biological process (GO): protein import into peroxisome matrix
Cellular component (GO): peroxisomal membrane; cytosol
Molecular function (GO): ATP binding; ATP hydrolysis activity
Source: RefSeq, a predicted model, not a curated record